Molecule: messenger RNA, 2081 nt
Organism: Spinacia oleracea (spinach)
Lineage: Eukaryota; Viridiplantae; Streptophyta; Magnoliopsida; Caryophyllales; Amaranthaceae
Product: BTB/POZ domain and ankyrin repeat-containing protein COCH
Exons: 2
Coding region: 283-1827 (514 amino acids)
Biological process (GO): regulation of DNA-templated transcription; plant organ development; induced systemic resistance, jasmonic acid mediated signaling pathway
Cellular component (GO): nucleus
Molecular function (GO): protein binding; transcription cis-regulatory region binding
Source: RefSeq, a predicted model, not a curated record
UCAUUCAUUCAUUCAUUCAUUCAUCACCUUCUUUUAAAUACCCUCAGCCGACCACUCCAUCCACCCCAUUUGCUUUCCUGCUGAAAUCCUUUCUUCUCUCUCUCUCCUACUAUUUUUCUUUUCCUCUCUUCUUCUCCUUCAACUAUGGAGCUUGAACUAUACACCCUUCUCCGUUAGGAUUAUCUGAAAUCAUUGUUCAAUUUCGUCGAAUAUUGGCGUUCGAGUAUUGUCGAGUAAUAGUAAGAGUCUAACCCUAAAUAAAGGAAGAGAAGAAAAAGAAAAAUGAGUUUGGAGGAUUCGUUACGAUCUCUAUCGUUAGAUUACCUCAACCUAUUAAUCAACGGUCAAGCUUUUAGUGACGUGACGUUCAGUGUAGAGGGGCGUUUAGUCCACGCGCACCGCUGCAUCUUGGCGGCGCGUAGUCUUUUCUUUAGGAAAUUCUUCUGUGGGUCGGACCAGCCUGGUGGGCUUGACCCACGGGUGAUGGGUCAAGCCUUGUCACCCCGAGCGGGUGGGGGUCCGGUACCGACUCAAGUCAUACCGGUUAACUCUGUCGGGUAUGAAGUGUUCAUGUUGUUGUUACAGUUUUUGUACAGUGGACAAGUCUCAAUUGUUCCUCAGAAACAUGAACCUCGCCCCAAUUGUGGUGAGAGAGGUUGUUGGCACACGCAUUGCACCUCCGCCGUUGAUCUUGCCCUUGAUACUCUCUCCGCCGCCCGAUCGUUCGGUGUUGAACAACUUGCUUUGCUUACUCAGAAGCAAUUAGCAAGUAUGGUAGAGAAGGCAUCAAUUGAGGAUGUAAUGAAAGUACUAAUAGCUUCAAGGAAGCAAGACAUGCACCAACUGUGGACAACUUGUUCACACCUAGUAGCGAAAUCCGGCUUACCGGCGGAAGUGCUAGCGAAACACCUCCCUAUCGACGUUGUAGCGAAAAUCGAAGAGCUUCGACUAAAGUCAAGGCGAUCAACCCUCAUCCCCCACCAUCACCACCACGCUCACCCUCACGACCUCGGGCUCCCUUCUCCCGGUGAUCACGAGGACCACAAAAUCCGGAGGAUGAGACGAGCACUGGACUCCUCGGACGUAGAGCUAGUAAAGCUCAUGGUCAUGGGAGAAGGCCUUAAUUUAGAUGAAGCACUAGCAUUACACUAUGCAGUUGAGAAUUGCAGCCGUGAGGUGGUUAAGGCAUUGCUUGAGCUAGGGGCAGGAGAUGUGAAUUACCCUGCCGGUCCCACGGGGAAAACCCCACUCCAUAUAGCAGCCGAGAUGGUAUCCCCAGACAUGGUGGCAGUAUUGUUAGACCACCACGCGGACCCGAAUGUACGCACCGUAGAUGGUAUAACUCCCUUAGAUAUCCUAAGGACUUUAACCUCGGACUUCCUCUUUAAAGGAGCGGUCCCUGGGUUAGCACACAUUGAGCCUAACAAACUCCGGCUUUGUCUUGAGCUAGUACAAUCUGCUGCAAUGGUUAUCUCAAGAGAAGAAGCAAAUGACAACAACAAUAACACCAAUAACAAUAACAACAACAACAACAACAACAACAACAACAACAACAAUGCUUCCACGACCUCGAUUUACGCGCCAAUAGGAGGAGGUGAUCUAGAGCGUACCACAAGUAGUACUAGUAGUAGUGGGAAUGUUGGGAACAUUGGUAUAGAUUCAAGGAUGGUUUACUUGAACUUAGGGGCAGCUGGUUCAGCUCCAAUGGGAGAUCAUCAUCAACAACAUAAUGAGGAUAAUAGUCAAACAAGUCACCGGAAUCCGUCGUCCAUUUAUCACCACCAUCAUCAGCAUCACCAACACCACCAUCAUCAUCAUGACUAUUGAACUUGAAUCGAAUCACUUAUUCAGGAAUUACACGUACGGACGUACGGACUCUGGGAGUUUGCGUAUUUUAGUCAUGAAAAUGUAAGUAUCCAUCUAUGUUAGUCAAAAUUUAUUAGUGCUACAUAGGUGGAUUAUGCUAGAAUUAUUUAUAAAAAUUCUGCUUUAUUCAUAUUUCGGUUUUUUUAUUCUUAUUUUGCUGGAUUUCUUGCCUAAUUUACUUUUAUUUAUUAUUAUUAUUAUUAUUAUUAUUAUUA